AUGGGCGGAGUGAUCACUCUUUUCAUUCUUCUUCUAACGAUUCUAUUUUAUGUUUCCUUGUUGGUAAACUCGGUCAUUGCUGUUAAUCCAAGUGGGUUUAGCAUGAAGAUGUUUCAUAGAGACUCCAAAGAAUCACCACUAUAUCCAGGAGAUCAUUUAACACAAGAUGAAAGAUUCCAAAGGCUUGUCAAGCAAUCCAAAGAUAGAGCACGUUAUAUUGCGCGGAAAAUGUUAAGUUUAAGAAACUCGAUAAACCCCGAUGUUGCACGUUUACCUAUGACUUAUGAAAAUGUUGGAUCAUCUUAUGUUGCACUCGUCGGACUAGGUACUUUCGGUGGUUCAACAACUUACAUGUCAUACUUUUUAAUGGUUGAUACUGGUAGCGAUAUUAUAUGGAUUCAAUGUCAAGGUGCUUAUUCUUCUUUUCCUCAACGAGAUCCCCUAUAUCCUGCAACACACUCAGGAACGUAUACACCUCUUACUUGUAUAGUGCCAUCAGGAGGGCGUACCAUUAACAACCCUUUAUGCUACCCAGGAUUAUGUAAUAAUCAAGGCUUAUGUAUUUACCAAAUAACUUACGAAGACGGCGCAGUUACAUCAGGUAUUUUGGCAAUAGAAAAAUUCACUGUAAGUACAGAUACCCAUGGCGUUCAAUCGUUUCCUAUUCUCAUGGGUUGCGGCCUUCAUCAAGUGAACUUCGAUUCUGAUGGCCUUCCUGAAUUUGGUGCUGGAGUACUCGGUCUAAAUGGACAACCUAAGUCUUUUCUAAGACAAUUAAAUUUAGGUAAAUUUGAAUACUGCCUGAGGCCACACACUGAUGGUAUGGACGGAACCCCUACGUACUUAAGAUUUGGUACAGACACGAUACUUGACCGUGGAGUUCGACAACCAUACAAAACUCAUUUAUAUGAGUAUGGCAAAGGUAAUUAUUUUUUGGUUUUGGAGGAUAUUAGUGUAAAUGGGAGUAGAGUCGGAUUUGAAAGAGAGGAUUUCGAUUAUGAUGAUUUCACCGGAAAUGGCGGUUGUUUAAUAGAUUCAGGGACUACUUUGACCAUGAUGCAGGAAAGUCACCUUAAUAAGCUUGCGAAUAAAGUGAAGGAGCAUUUUCGGAAUUUCCAGCUUGAUCCAAUUAUACCAUCUCCAGUGGAAGGUUUGGAAUUUUGUUUCCCAAAAAAUCGCGAGCGUUUCGAAUUUCCAAAAAUAACAUUCCACUUUCAGGAUGCGGAUUUUGAACUCAAAAAAGACGAACCGGAUACUUCUUUUUGGAUCACUGAUAAUUAUGUUUGUUUGGGUAUUGUUGGAGUGCCGGCCGACGAUACACCUUUUGAUGUCAUGUUUGGAGCAAUGCAACAAGCUCGCAAAAGGAUCUUAUAUGAUGUUGCGGGAGAGUCGCUCUAUUUUGCUGAAGAGGAUUGCAGACAAGACAACAUGCAAUCCAUAUAA
Molecule: messenger RNA, 1443 nt
Organism: Papaver somniferum (opium poppy)
Lineage: Eukaryota; Viridiplantae; Streptophyta; Magnoliopsida; Ranunculales; Papaveraceae
Product: aspartic proteinase CDR1-like
Exons: 1
Coding region: 1-1443 (480 amino acids)
Biological process (GO): proteolysis
Cellular component (GO): extracellular region
Molecular function (GO): aspartic-type endopeptidase activity
Source: RefSeq, a predicted model, not a curated record